UGUGAGUGUGGAUCUGGUGAGGGCAAACAUAGAGCAGCUCCAGACUGAGUGGGAUGUCUGUGCGAGGGAGCUGCAGGCAGCCCGUGAGCGGGUUCUCACGCAGACCCGGCUGAGAGCGGUUUCUAAUGAACUUGCAGGCUUGGACCGGGUCUUGCAGGAACAGGACCAGUGGUUGGACUCGACCGCGCCUGUAGAAAAGUGCAACAAGAUGGAGCUCGGAAACCUGAAGGGGGAAUGCCAGUCUCGAAUCGCUCAGGUCACCGCCUUCAGUCCCCGACUGGAGCAGCUGUCUGCAGAGGCAGGGUCAAUGGGAGCCCUGCCUUCUCUAAAAGACAACAUGGUGGUGGUUUCUGCACAUCAUGCCUCCACCCUGCAGAAGCUGCAGAGCAGAGAAAAGGAAGUCAAUGAAGCCCUGGCUAAUCUGGAAGCCACGCAGCUGGUACAGUCUGUGGUGGAGGGUCUAGAAGCCAGACUGGCCACUCUGAGGAACGGGAUGGUUGACAUGCCUACAACACAAGAGGCAGUGGAGCGGGCACAGGUCCUGUGUCUGGAUAUUGAGCAAACACAGCAAGCCUCUGACCCUGCAGAACUACAAAAAUGGAGUCAGCUGUCCUCCCGGGCCCGUGAGGAGCUUGGCACUUUGCAGUGCAUUCUGGGUAGCAUGAAGGACAAUCAGGUUCGUUUGGAGCAAGUGGAACGUUGGCUAGAUGCAGUUCAGGAGCUGUUGUCUCGGGAUGCCACAGGGAUGGGUGACACAGAGAGUCUAAGGGAAGAACUGAAUCGGUGCAAGGAGCAUGUGAAUGAGAUGGAGCAGGUGGAAGGUUCACUGAAGCAGAUGGGAGAGAAUGUGAAUUCGGUACAGGCAGCUGCACUACCAGGACUGGCCAGGUGGGGGCAGGACAAAUUGGAUGAGUGCCAGGCUCGGUGGACUUCUCUCAGCAAACAGUUGCUGAGCCAUCAGGAGCGCGUGGCAGAGAGUCAGGAGAAGCAUGUGAAUUUGAGGAAAGACCUGGCAGAGAUGCAGGAGUGGAUGGCCCAAGUUGACGAGGAGUUUCUCAUGAGGGAUUUUGAAUACAAAAGUCCAGAGGAGCUGGAGGCAUCGCUGGAAGAGAUGAAGCGGGCUAAAGAGGAUGUGGUACAGAAAGAGGUGAAAGUGAAGAUCCUGAAAGACAGCAUCAACUUGCUGGUGUCCCGAACAUCACCCACAGGUGGAGGCAGCAGGCAAGAACUGACCUCAGAGCUAGAGGGGGUACUAGCCAACUACCACAAGCUCUGUGACCGCCUCAAGAGCAAGUGUCACACCCUGGAGGAGGUUUGGUCUUGUUGGAUGGAGCUGCUUCAAUACCUGGACAUGGAGCAGAGCUGGCUCAACACUCUGGAGGAGAAGCUCCAAGCUACUGAAAACCUGCCAGAGAGCACCGAGGCCGUUAAUGAAGCCUUGGAGUCUUUGGAGGGUGUGCUCCGCCACGCAGUGAACCGGCAGAUCAGCCUCGAGCAGCAGCUGCAGACACUGAGAGAAAACGAACAGGUGCUCCAAGCGCUGCAGGAGUCUCUGAGCCAGCUGGACCACACGCUCACCUCCUACCUCACUGAUCGCAUAGACGCCUUCCAGCUUCCACAGGAAGCACAGGUACAGCGCACGUGA
Molecule: messenger RNA, 1645 nt
Organism: Pundamilia nyererei
Lineage: Eukaryota; Metazoa; Chordata; Actinopteri; Cichliformes; Cichlidae
Product: utrophin-like
Exons: 11
Coding region: 209-1645 (478 amino acids)
Molecular function (GO): protein binding
Source: RefSeq, a predicted model, not a curated record